AUGGUGCAUCACAACAUUCAAAUUGACCUAGAAAACAUUGUACGAGACUCGAUUCAAAAUCCAGCCAAUGUGCCAAAUGGAUCGACCACAGAGCGCAAAGGGAAUGUCACAUACGGUAUCGACGAUGUGCCGCCUUGGUAUCUGUGCAUAUUUAUGGCGUUACAGCAUUACCUAACAAUGAUAGGCGCGAUAGUGGCCAUACCGUUCAUCCUGUGUCCCGCGCUCUGUAUGGAGGAAACGGACCCAGACCGCUCAAACAUUAUAUCUACCAUGAUAUUUGUCACAGGAUUAAUAACAUGGUUGCAAGCGACAUUUGGGUGUAGAUUACCGAUAGUGCAAGGUGGUACGAUAUCGUUCCUAGUGCCCACAUUGGCUAUACUCGGCCUUCCCGCCUGGAAGUGUCCAGGAAGUGAAGUCCUAGCAGCUAUGAAUGCAGAGCAACGUAGAGAAGUGUGGACAAGUCGGAUGUGUGAACUAUCUGGUGCCAUCGCUGUGGCCGCGCUCUUUCAGAUGUUUGGUGGUUACUUCGGUAUAAUCGGGUCCCUGCUGCGGUGGGUGACGCCGUUGACGAUCGCGCCGACGGUAGCGCUGGUGGGGCUCACGCUGUUCGACCACGCCGCCGACGCCGCCUCACAGCAAUGGGGCAUUGCUGCUGGAACAUUUAUUCUGCUGACAAUAUUCUCACAAUGUAUGGGGGAAGUGAAGAUACCGAUGGUCACGUGGAAGCGAGACGCGGGACUCACUGUUAUAUGGUUUCCGCUUUUCAAGCUUUUCCCUGUAUUACUGACCAUAGCCAUAAUGUGGGUCAUCUGCGGCAUCCUGACGGCGACUGACGCACUGGCGCCGGGGCAUCCGGCACGCACCGACCUCAAGAUCAACAUCAUCCAGGACGCGCCCUGGUUCAGAGUGCCUUAUCCUGGUCAAUGGGGAUGGCCGACGGUGAGCGUGGCGGGCGUGCUGGGGAUGUUGGCGGGAGUGCUCGCGUGCACCGUCGAGUCUAUCAGCUACUACCCAACCACGGCCCGGAUGUGCGCGGCACCCCCUCCCCCCCUGCACGCGAUCAACCGCGGGCUCGGCACGGAGGGACUCGGCACUAUGCUGGCCGGCCUCUGGGGCUCCGGCAACGGCACCAACACCUUCGGGGAAAAUGUCGGUGCAAUUGGUGUCACUAAGGUAGGUUCACGUCGCGUGGUGCAGUGGGCGGCGGGCCUGAUGGUGGUGCAGGGCGUGGUAGGCAAGCUCUGCGCUGUCUUCAUCAUCAUUCCGCAGCCCAUUGUGGGCGGGCUCUUCUGCGUCAUGUUUGGGAUGAUCGCCGCGUUUGGUCUGUCAGCCCUCCAGUACGUGAAUUUGAACAGCUCGCGCAACCUCUACAUCAUCGGCUUCAGCCUGUUCUUCCCACUCGUGCUCACGCGCUGGAUGGCGGCGCACGGCGGCGUCAUACACACCGGCCUCGACGCGCUCGACGCCGUGCUGCAGGUAUUGCUCUCGACGUCUAUCCUCGUGGGGGGAGUGGUUGGCUGCUUGCUGGAUAACUUGAUACCUGGAACGGACGAGGAGCGCGGGUUAGAGGCGUGGGCGAAGGAGAUGUCGCUGGAGGCGGUCGGCGCCAGCGAGCAGGGCGACACCUACGACUUCCCCGUCGGCAUGACGCUCAUACGCAGGUGGGAGUGGACCAAGUACCUGCCAUUCAUGCCGACCUAUGAGAUCGGCAAAUUCACUGCUUUGUUCCGGAGGAAGAAGGAAACG
Molecule: messenger RNA, 1746 nt
Organism: Brenthis ino (lesser marbled fritillary)
Lineage: Eukaryota; Metazoa; Arthropoda; Insecta; Lepidoptera; Nymphalidae
Source: the annotation of a GenBank genome assembly